AUGACUGUUGCUCCUGAAAUCGCCAUGGAGGCUCCUCACCCUUACUUCCCCCUGGGCGUCCCCCUCCCAGCGUACAUCGCCAAUGAGUUCAAUGGGCCUCAACUCGUGGGCGUAUUUGCUGCGGGCGCGUCCGUCAUCCUGGGCGCCGCCUUUCUCAUCAUCAACCGCGUCCGUCCCACGCUGAGAAAGACCGAGAUAUUCACUGCCCUGUGGUUCGUCCUCUGCGGCUUCAUCCACUUCUUCUUCGAGGGCUACUUUGCCUACAACUACCACCAGAUGCCGUCGCGCAUGGACAUUUUCGGCCAGCUGUGGAAGGAGUACGCGCUCUCCGACUCUCGCUACCUCACGCAGGACUCCUUUGUCGUCACCAUGGAGGCCGUCACGGCCCUCUUCUGGGGACCCCUGUCCUUCCUCUGCGCAGGCUUCAUCGUCACGUCGCACCCCAUGCGCUACCCCCUGCAGCUGAUCAUCUCGCUCGGUCAGUUCUACGGCGAUGUGCUGUACUACGCCACCUGCACCUUUACUGCCAUGGUCGAUAAGAUCCAUUUCUGCCGCCCUGAGGACUUUUACUACUGGGCUUACUACGUGCUCUGCAACGCGUUCUGGAUCGUCAUUCCCGGCAUGCUGAUGAUUUCGAGUGUGAAGCACACGGGGAGGGCGUUUGCGCAGGUGCAGAAGGCUGAGAAGGCGAAGAAGGGCAAAUGA
Messenger RNA from Emericellopsis cladophorae, 705 nucleotides. Its product is annotated as 3-beta-hydroxysteroid-Delta(8). Gene Ontology annotation, molecular function: cholestenol delta-isomerase activity; steroid Delta-isomerase activity; C-8 sterol isomerase activity. NCBI's taxonomy places the organism in Eukaryota, Fungi, Ascomycota, Sordariomycetes, Hypocreales, Bionectriaceae. Gene Ontology annotation, biological process: sterol biosynthetic process. Gene Ontology annotation, cellular component: membrane; endoplasmic reticulum. The record is from RefSeq and is a predicted model, not a curated record. Bases 1 to 705 code for a protein of 234 amino acids. The transcript has a single exon.